Messenger RNA from Helianthus annuus (common sunflower), 1299 nucleotides. RefSeq lists its product as uncharacterized. The record is from RefSeq and is a predicted model, not a curated record. Bases 1 to 1299 code for a protein of 432 amino acids. Gene Ontology annotation, molecular function: aspartic-type endopeptidase activity; nucleic acid binding; zinc ion binding. Gene Ontology annotation, biological process: proteolysis. The transcript has a single exon. Lineage: Eukaryota; Viridiplantae; Streptophyta; Magnoliopsida; Asterales; Asteraceae.
AUGGCUGACGCAAGAAACGUCAAUGAGGAUGAUGACCCGGCCCGUCAAGAAGCCUUUAACAACAGGGUCACUGAGGUGGCGGAAGGGGUUAUGCAAGCCCAUCUUCCGCGAUUAGCUCAAGAGGUAGAAAGCCGAGUUUUGGGAGUCGUAGACACUAUGAUGACUAGCAAGAUCGAGGAAUUGAAAGAACUGAUUGAGGGGUCUAGAAGUAAAGGCAAGGAACGACGAUGCACGUAUAAAGACUUCAUGGCGUGCAAUCCUGCAACGUAUAAUGGUAGAAUUGAUCCGAUCGCAUGCCAAAGAUGGAUUUCAAACAUGGAGGCGGUGUUUAUACGAAGUCGGUGUGAUAGAGAAGAUCAAGUGAUGUUUGCUACGGGUCAACUCACCCUUCAGGCGAAAGAUUGGUGGGAUGCGCAUAGCAAGGAAAUAGGCGAAGAAAGGCUCCAAACGAUGACCUGGCAAGAGUUUAAGGAUCCUUUUAUGAAAUAUCACUGCCCUCAGUCAGCCAUUGAUAAGAUUCAAGAGGAUUUCUUACGCCCCCGACAGAAAAACGAAACGAUAAAUGAGAUAUCGAACAUUUUCUUGGAUAAGAUGAAGUUUUGUGGAGAGUUUGUGCAAACCGAAAGGAUGAAGAUUAAUCGCUUUUAUGGGGUAUUAAAGGCAGAAUUUAGGGAGUUCAUCACUCCCUCGAAGUGUGAGACUCUUGAUGAGCUAAUCAAUCUAGCGCGGGAUAGAGAAAUCGAAAUCAAGAGGCAAGAAGAACGUGGAGAAAAGCGGCCAAAUGAAAAAGGUGGAAGUUCGACCCCGACCAAAAAGGGGAAGUAUCAAGAGCAAGGAAGAAAAGAUAAGUCGAAGAGUGGUAUCACGCCGUGCAAGACUUGUGGAAAACUUCAUACGGGGGAAUGCUUGUUAGGCAAGAAAGGGUGUUAUAAAUGUGGUAAGGAAGGGCAUUCGUCUUAUCAGUGUCCAAACAACCCGAAGACUUGCUUCCAUUGUUUUGAAAAAGGGCAUGUUAAAUCGGAAUGCCCAAAACUUCAGCAAGAGUCAAAGAAAGAAGAUAAGAAGCAAGAGGGUUCUAGAGCGAAAGGGAGGAUGUUCCAAAUUACAUCCGAAGAAGCCAAGUCUCACCCGAAUGUGAUUUCAUGUAUCUUUUUACUAAACUCCAUACCGGUUUAUGUUCUAUUCGAUACUGGAGCUACCAUGUCAUUUAUUUCGAAUGAAAUUAUACAACAUCCGUCCUUUAAGAUCGAACGAAUGCCAAUGCCUCUAGAAGUAGAAAUAGCCGAUAGUAAGAUCUGA